Molecule: messenger RNA, 4114 nt
Organism: Cheilinus undulatus (humphead wrasse)
Lineage: Eukaryota; Metazoa; Chordata; Actinopteri; Labriformes; Labridae
Product: procollagen galactosyltransferase 1-like
Exons: 12
Coding region: 291-2120 (609 amino acids)
Molecular function (GO): procollagen galactosyltransferase activity
Source: RefSeq, a predicted model, not a curated record
ACUCAAUAAAUUAUUGGCAUUAAAUUUGAGAAAAUCUCAAUGUGAUGGUUCUAGGAUAUAAUAUUAUUCGUCUCCAUCACAAUAACAUUCCGCAGAUCGGUGGAUAUAUUAACUGUCUUUUUAAAACACCGAGUUACCCUUAAACCAGUCCCGACAUGCCCUUUAAUUCCGCUAGCUCCUCCGCCAUGUAUCCACUGUCGGCGUAACACAACAGCGGGACCCCGAGCUUCAAACACCGUCCGUGUCCUUCUCUGUCCGCCGCGUCACCAGCCUGUUUCUCUCCCCCUGCCAUGCCCCGGGUCACCUCGCUGCUGCCUGCCCUGCUUUUGGUUCUCCUGCCGGGCCUGAGCCGGGGGUAUUUCCCCGAGGAGCGCUGGAGCCCCGAGUCUCCGCUCCUGGCUCCCCGGGUCGUCAUCGCUCUGGUCUGCCGCAACUCGGCGCACUCUCUGCCGCUGUUCCUGGGAACUAUAGAGCGUCUGAACUACCCCAAAGACCGCAUUGCGCUUUGGGUGGCGACAGAUCACAACAUCGACAACACCACAGCCAUCCUGAGAGAGUGGCUGAUCAAGGUGCAGAACGACUAUCACUAUGUGGAGUGGAGGCCUGAUGAUGAAACCAGUGUCUUUGAAGACGAGGUGGGGCCUAAGCACUGGAAUAAUCAGCGUUAUGAACAUGUAAUGAAGCUCCGUCAGGCAGCACUGGAGACCGCCCGCGAGAUCUGGGCCGACUACCUCCUGGUGGCCGACUGUGACAACCUGCUCACCAACCAGGAUGUGUUGUGGAAAAUGAUGCGAGAGAACAAAACUAUCAUCGCUCCCAUGCUGGAGUCCAGAGCUGCAUACUCCAAUUUCUGGUGUGGCAUGACUUCACAGGGUUACUACAAACGCACACCAGCUUACAUGCCGAUCCGUAAGCUGGAACGACGUGGCUGUUUUGCUGUGCCAAUGGUCCACUCCACCUACCUGCUGGACCUGCAGAAAGAGGCCUCCCGUCAGCUGGCUUUUUAUCCACCUCACCCCGAGUACAGCUGGGCCCUGGAUGAUGUCAUCGUCUUUGCUUACUCAGCUCGCAUGGCAGAUGUGCAAAUGUAUGUGUGCAACAAAGAAACAUAUGGGUAUUUCCCUGUUCCAAUGCGUUCCCAUGCUACUCUGCAGGAUGAGGCUGAGAGCUUCCUGCACACUCACCUUGAGGUCAUGGUGAAAAAUCCUCCAUUGGAGCCCUCUAGCUUCCUGUCUCAUCCUCCCAAGCAGCCCAGCAAGAUCGGCUUUGAUGAGGUGUUUAUGAUCAAUCUGGUGCGGAGAUCUGACCGCCGUGAGCGAAUGCUGAGAGCUCUAUACGAGCAAGAGCUCAACUGUAAGGUUAUUGCUGCUGUGGAUGGCAAAGCGCUGAACAAGACUGACGUAGAGUCUAUGGGGAUUAAGAUGCUGCCGGGAUACAAAGACCCUUAUCAUGGACGACCUCUCACUAAGGGUGAACUGGGAUGUUUUCUCUCUCAUUACAACAUCUGGAAGGAGAUAGUAGAUCGGGGUCUGCACACAUCCCUAGUCAUCGAGGACGACCUCCGCUUUGAGGUGUUCUUCAAACGGCGUCUCCAGGCGCUGCUGCAGGAGGUGACGACACACAAGCUGGACUGGGAUCUCAUUUACAUUGGGCGAAAGCGGAUGCAGGUGGACCACCCAGAGACAUCUGUGCCAAACAUCCACAAUUUGGUGGAGGCAGAUUACUCCUACUGGACUCUGGGCUACAUGCUGUCCUUGCAAGGAGCAAAGAAACUGCUCAGGGCUGAACCUCUGACAAAGAUGCUCCCUGUUGAUGAGUUCCUCCCUGUCAUGUACAACAAACAUCCAAUCUCAGAAUACAUGGACUACUUUGAGACCCGGGACCUGCACGCCUUUUCUGCAGAGCCGCUUCUGGUGUACCCGACCCACUACACUGGAGACCCGGGCUACAUCAGCGACACAGAGACAUCAGUGGUCUGGGACAACGAGACCGUCAAGACCGACUGGGACCGAGCCAAGUCAAGGAAAACUCAGGAGCAGGGGGAGCUGAGCUUUGAGGCCCAGAACUCUGACGUGCUGCAGUCUGAACUUGAGAACUGGAGCGCACGAGAUGAGCUGUGACGAAAAGGAGAUGAGAAAAGGAUGGGGGACGGAGAGACUCUAGCUUACAGAGAUGAGAACAAAGCUGUGAUAGUAGGAGAGCCAUAGAUGUGAGAAGUUUAGUAGAACAGGGAGGUUAGGCAGAGGAUGCUCAGUCUGAAUGAGGAGGGUUUCUUCUCCACAUAAAUUUCUCUCUCCACUAUUUGAUCUUCCUCUGAAGAGAGGAGGUUACAUGUAGAGUUAACUCUUGAAGAGUCGGCUAGCAGCUUUUAUUUAUUGCAAACAGAGUAGAUCACUUGACCACAGCCUGGCCCUAUAAUAGUUUCUUUUGUUUAAUAACCCUUUCCCUAAAGCUGGAGGUAUGCAGGAUUUAGCCCCGCAUUAAAGCUGUGUUUCCACCAGGUGGUCCAGUUUGAUUGAGAACAGUUUGGUAGGGUUCAGUAUGUUAAAUCCCAAAAUUGAUUGCAAAAUCAGUAAGAAAUAAGCUGUAAACAGCUUUAUUUCAGCUGAAAAGUCCUCUUUUUUUAAUAACUACAUCUUAACUAUAUUAACCAUGGUCAGUAUAGAUCCUCAGGAAUAUGAGUAUAGAAAAGUUUUAAGUCGUAAGAUAACUAUAAUAAAGCCACAAGAUGAAGCAGGGCUGUUACCAUAAAAACCUCAAGCGUUUAGUUGGUGAUGAAUAUAAUCUGAACCCAACUCUAUUCUCCUUACUCUUACCUUAAAGGAAAAUUAAUACCUUAAAUUUUAGGAGAUCAAGCAGACAGUUAAAAAAACAUCUAAGGUACCAAGGCACUUAAUCACACUGGAUUAUGUUUAAUAGCUACAUAAAAAGUCCCGCCAAGUUUUGCAAAUAGGUUCAACAACCACUGAGUGAUCUUUUCAAAGGUUAAUGAACUAGCUACAAUACGGAGAAUCAACUGAUCUAAAGCUCCGUAUUCACAAAACUUCUACAUCAGUUCUGGUUCACAUCCACCAGGCUGACGUGUGCCUUCAGGCCAGUGUUAAUUUCGACAAGUAUUUUAAAUUUUAGUCUCAGUCUUCAAGUUUUAGAUUAAAUGCCUUAUAGAUCUGUCGAGUCCAAAUAUUCCUCAUUUAAAUGGAUAUUGGUCUGCUUUUCUCUCAUUUUCACCCACUGCUCCCAGGGCAGACAGCAUGUUUUGUUUUGCAGCCCUGCUGAGCAGUUGUGUUGCAUGCUGAAAGUGACAUCAGUGCAAACCCCUAUGGUGUGUGUAGCUCCACCUCUUUGGGACAGAUAGGUAAGCAUGAUACCCCUACAGAAGGUUGCCAAAAAAGUGGGACGGUACGGGUUGAUUAUUUGGGACCCUUUCCAACUUUUGAUUAUAGAAAUGCAAAAAAUACUGUUGUACCAAACUGAACCAUGCCGCUUAGUGGAAAUGACAUACAUAGUAACUCCAUAGAAUCCUAUAUUUCAGGGUCAUUAUGAAGUGAAACCGCAGAUACACAAAGAUUAUAUUAUCUUUCUUUUACACUAAGUGGUUCCCAACCUUUUGGCAUUUAAAAGAUGCAGUGUCAACUUCCAACCCCAAGCAACAAGCUGCAUCAGUCUACUGGCCGUCAUGGCUUCUAUCAAAGAGAUAUGCUAAUGUGAAUAAUGUUCAGAUUAAUCAUGGAGUAAAUUUUUUAGCGAACAAAACCUUUUUCAUAGUUUUUUGUGUCUUCUCAAAUAUAUUAUAAAAAUCUUGUGGGGGGACCUGUUUGCCAAGUUGGGAACCACUUGUCUUUCUUUUUUCUUCUGUCUCUUCCAUUGAGUUCAAACACAUCGCUGUGUAGCCAGGCUAAGAGUAGCUGGUUUCUUAUUUAAGUAAAUUUAAGUAAUGAAUGUAUCCCUAUUAUUUUCUUCAACAUAUUGGUUUAUUGUUUCAUUGUUUGCCCCUCUCUACAGAAUGCAGAUUUAACUCAAACAGUUUUUGUUGCAUUUUGACAAUCAUGAAAUCAAUGAGUAUAGUUUUUUUUUAGUAACAUUUCAUGUUUUGUCUCUGUGUUUACAGUUUGUC